AUGUCUUUUGAAGUAGUUCACAAGAAAAAGAAGAUUACUUUUCACAAGUCAAUGCUCAAUUCUUGCAGGCAUAACUUAACAACUUCAUUUGGUGGAAACAGAAUUUCGUAUCAAACUUCUUCAAAAUCUUCAAGAAAGAUGCAAUCUUCUCCUCCAUUUCCUCCUUUACAACCUCCAACUGCCUCUUUACCUUUUGUGAGUAUUAUUGCUCUUAUUUUGAUAUAUGUAGCAAUUUCCUACCUAAUCAUUGAAUUCAUAGAUGACAACGAGCACCGUGUAUCUUUCGACAUAGAACACGGCUUAUCGAUGCAGGAUACAGAAGCAAUUCCAUGGUUCGACUACGAGGGGAUUACAUCAACCAUGAGCUGCGUUAUUUGCUUGGAUUGCUUUUGGAAAGGUGACAGAUGCAAGAAACUCCCAAUUUGCAAUCACAUAUUUCAUGCUCAUUGUAUUGACCUUUGGUUGGUAAGAAAACUUACUUGCCCAACUUGCCGGUCCCCAUUGAAAAUCAAAGUGAGAUUGAAUGCUGUCUAA
Molecule: messenger RNA, 534 nt
Organism: Mercurialis annua (annual mercury)
Lineage: Eukaryota; Viridiplantae; Streptophyta; Magnoliopsida; Malpighiales; Euphorbiaceae
Product: RING-H2 finger protein ATL14-like
Exons: 1
Coding region: 1-534 (177 amino acids)
Source: RefSeq, a predicted model, not a curated record